Molecule: messenger RNA, 870 nt
Organism: Pipistrellus nathusii (Nathusius's pipistrelle)
Lineage: Eukaryota; Metazoa; Chordata; Mammalia; Chiroptera; Vespertilionidae
Source: the annotation of a GenBank genome assembly
AUGUCCCCCUUCUACAGCUGUUGGGGGACUGGACUGCUGCCUCUGCUCCUCCUGGCCAUCACGGUAAGAGAAUCCUGGCAGGCAGAAGAAAAAACCUGCGACCUGGUAGGAGAAACGGGUAAAGAAUCAGAGAGAGAGUUGGCUGUACUGAAGAGAAUGACACCACUGUUCACCAAAAGCUUUGAGAGCACUGUGGGCCAGGGCCAAGACACCUAUAUUUACAAAUUCAGAGUGUGCAGGGAAGCUGGUAACCACUCCUCCGGGGCAGGCCUGGUGCAGAUCAACAAAAGUAACGGGAAGGAGACUGUGGUGGGGAGAAUCAACGAGACUCACAUCUACAAUGGAAGUAACUGGAUUAUGCUGAUCUAUAAAGGGGGUGAUGAAUAUGACAAUCACUGUGGCAAGGAGCAGCGCCGUGCAGUGGUGAUGAUCUCCUGCAAUCGACAUACCCUAGCGGACAAUUUUAUCCCUGUGUCUGAGGAGCGAGGCAAAAUCCAAGAAUGUUUCUACCUCUUUGAGAUGGAGAGUAGCGUGGCCUGUCCCCCAGAGGUCUCCCACCUCAGUGUGGGCUCUAUCUUACUUGUCACGUUUGCCUCACUGGUUGCUGUCUAUAUCAUCGGGGGGUUCCUGUACCAGCGAUUGGUGGUGGGAGCCAAGGGAAUGGAGCAGUUUCCCCACUUGGCCUUCUGGCAGGAUGUUGGCAACCUGGUAGCAGAUGGUUGUGACUUUGUGUGCCGUUCGAAGCCCAGAAAUGUGCCUGCUACAUACCGUGGUGUGGGGGAUGAUCAGCUGGGGGAGGAUUCAGAAGAAAGGGAUGAUCAUUUACUACCAAUGCCAUGUGCCCAGAAGCCUGGCCUGAUCUUUAUUUAA